This is a messenger RNA of Truncatella angustata, 792 nucleotides long. Its product is annotated as Got1-like family protein. Gene Ontology annotation, cellular component: endoplasmic reticulum; Golgi membrane; Golgi cis cisterna. The transcript has 5 exons. The record is from RefSeq and is a predicted model, not a curated record. Lineage: Eukaryota; Fungi; Ascomycota; Sordariomycetes; Amphisphaeriales; Sporocadaceae. Gene Ontology annotation, biological process: retrograde transport, endosome to Golgi; endoplasmic reticulum to Golgi vesicle-mediated transport. The coding region runs from base 197 to 616 and encodes 139 amino acids.
ACGAACCCCUGGUUCAUGUUUAAUGAGAGAGCUUCGAACACGUCCCAACUUUUUUCUCAAGUUAGGACUUUGAGUUCUGCAAUUGCGCCUACCACGUUUCGGACCCGCCUCUUGACUAUUGAUUGUCAACCUCUCUCCUCGAACCCGGACCGAGUAUUGAUCACAGAGCUCUCACAGAGCGACCACGUCUGCAACGAUGCCUACCAUGUGGUUGUCAGACACACAAAAAAUCGGAGUAGCGUUCUGCUCGGGUGGAGGGUUUUUCCUCAUCGGCGGUGUCAUGAUGUUCUUUGACAGAGCUAUGUUAGCAAUGGGCAAUAUCCUCUUUCUAAUCGGCCUCACCAUCAUUAUCGGACCCCAAAAGACGCUCGCGUUCUUCGCACGAAAGCAAAAGGCAAAGGGCACGGCGGCGUUCUUUGGUGGGUUGCUGUUGAUUCUCGCGCGAUGGCCACUGAUCGGCUUCUGCGUCGAACUAUAUGGAAUCAUGGUGCUAUUCGGCGACUUCUUGGGCACAAUAGCCGGAUUCGCCAGGAGCAUUCCUGUCAUCGGUCCCUAUAUUGGCGUCCUAGUCGACCGAUCUGGUGUGGGCCGGCGGAACGCUGAGUUGCCUGUGUAAAGCCGAUGGUUAUAUAAAAUUACGUGUCAAAGAUUGGAAGACAAGCAUGAUUUCGAGCGACGUUAAAGAUAAAAGCUGUACUAUACGAAUCAUUAGACUGGUGCUGUAUAAAGGCGUUCUUUCUUUCUUUGCUUCUUUUUUGCAUUCUGUUUGCGUUCUUGUGGUAUGAAGUGUUU